Molecule: messenger RNA, 2851 nt
Organism: Bombyx mori (domestic silkworm)
Lineage: Eukaryota; Metazoa; Arthropoda; Insecta; Lepidoptera; Bombycidae
Product: activating signal cointegrator 1 complex subunit 2 homolog
Exons: 3
Coding region: 151-2049 (632 amino acids)
Source: RefSeq, a predicted model, not a curated record
UUAAGUACGGUAUUGUUUUUCUUCUGACGUUUAUUUGCGAUAUUGCCUAUCACUCUUUUUUAGGGUCAAGAAUAUCUAUUAUUAUUCACUCAAGUAUUCUAAUAGAAGCUAAAAUAUAUAUUUUAGUAAUAUUUGAAGAACUAGAGCGAAAUGCUUUCAUAUGGGAAGUUCGCAAAUUUAAAUAUUUUUACUCUCGAAGGGAUUACAAUAAUAAAAUCGGAACGAAUUAACGCACUCAGAAAACAAUAUGACGCUUUUCUUGAAGAAGAUAAGAAAAGAAGGGAGCGUAAUGAAUUCAUACUGGACAGAUUGGAUAAAAUACGAUAUUGCACUGCUACAGUUCCCUAUCGCAAGUCGAACGUUUCCAAUCUUCGCUCACAAAUUCAAUUUUCAAGAAACCAAGAUAUUCAGGCAAGAUCAACAAACGAAAUACUAGCGUAUUUAAAUUCUUUUAGUGGUAUUGACGAUACAACGAUUCAAGAAAUAUGUAAAAAGUUUGUAUUGAUUCCUAAAGUUCCUUCAAGUGUACCGAAGAUGAAUUUCAUUGAAAACAGAUAUAAGGAUUCAGAGCCAAACGAUAAUGUUGAUUGGAAACGAAAAUACGAAAUCUUAAAUCAAUUGAAAAAUAUCGAGAAGGGCUUAGGUUUGGAAAAUUCUGUUCCGAAAAAUGAAUUGCAAAAAAAUAGUGGAAGCUUAAAUACAAAAAUCGAAAUGGUCAAUACUGAAACAGAGUUUAGACAGGAUCUUCCCGAAAAAGAUGUAUCUGACGUUACAUUUCAUAAAACUGUAACCAAUAAGAAUUAUCAUAACGAGCUUUCUUUAGAAGAAAAUCAGAGUGAACCAAAUUUGCUUAUGCCAGAAACAUCAAACUUUUCACAAGACAAUGAAUAUAAUGAAAUCAAUGUAACACCAUCCACGCCCUUAGACAAUACGGAACCCAUUAUUGCUGGAAAUUCAAAUAUGAUCCAAAAUCUGAAUACAGAAAAUAAUGAUUCGCAAAUUUUUAAUCCAUGUCAAGAUUUGCAUAGUGAAAUUGAUCAAAAAACAUUAACCCCAUUGUUGGAUAAUACAGAUCACAGCAAAACACAUUCACCGCAAUUCCAAGAAACUGUUGAUGAUAGCAAUUUAAAUGAAGGUGAAUAUUGUUCUACAACCAAUUUAGGUAGUAAUGAAGUACAGUUGGAAAAAACUGAAAUCCUCAGUAAUACUGUAGAUGGUCCAAAUGAAACUGUGAUUUCUCCUUUAUUAGUAGAUGAUCCUGAAAACAGAGAUACUACGAGUCCCGAAACAGUUCAAGUAAAUGAAACCGAUGAUUCAAUUCAUCAUAGAAAUAAAGAACACGAAUCACAUAAACAUAAUGAACAAUUUGAGCAGCAAGCAGAUUCAGAUGUUUCGGGUAUUGAGGCCUUUAACGCAGAGCAAAACGAAAUGUUUUAUACAGAACAAACAGAUGAGAAUUAUGUUUAUGAUCAAGCAGUGGAGGGUGCACAAUACAACCAAGGAUAUGAACAAAAGCCAGAUUAUGAACAGAAUGAACAGUACGCAUAUUAUGAAGGCGAUCAGCAGCAAGCUUACCCGCCUGAAAUAAAUGAACACGAAGAAACGAUGGAGCGCUACGACCAAAAUUAUGAAGAACAGUAUGCUGCAUAUGAACAAGGCGAUUACAAUCAACAACAAGAAUACGAGCAACCAGUGGAACAAUACCAGCAACCAGUGGAACAAUACGAGCAACCAGUGGAACAAUACCAGCAGCCAGUGGAACAAUACCAGCAACCAGUGGAACAAUACCAGCAACCAGUGGAACAAUACCAGCAACCAGUGGAACAAUACCAGCAACCUGAAGAACAGGUACAGGCCUUCCAACAAGAACCUCAACUGGUAACAGAAUUUGAACAGCAGUCUUACGAAAACCACGAUGAUGCAAUUCACGAACUGGUUGAACAGAAAAUGAACAAUGAAGAAGGGUUUCUUGAGAAAAGAAACAUUGAAAAUAUUACAACAACUAAACCAGCAGUUGAAGAAAAGCUUGCUGAUGUUUCAACUACUUAACAUAUUCUGUAAUUUUAUAUGCAGUAACUAGAUAAAAAGAAGUUAGAAUUAUAGUUCCGAGACACGUACCAUAACGUAAAUCGAUUAUAACUCUCAGCUUAAAUUUAUGAUACGACAUUAUACAACACACUUAUGUUACACACAGUUGUACCCAGGAGGGUUGAGGAAAAUAAUCUUAGAAUUUUGUUGGUAAUGUACUUUAUUUAUCUCCAAGUGCCGCAAGACUGCAAGGUGAUGGGCAGCAACUAGAUGAGUGGCGGAAUCUAAACCUGCUUCAGGGUUAUAACACUAACGCACUUUUCAGUAGUAGUCUUGUUCACAUCGCUUGUUUCUUUUUAUAAUUACUUAGAAGGGUGGACAACCUUAUGGCUCACCCGAUGUAAGUGGUUAAUGAAGCUCAGACAUAAAAAACAUAAAUGCAGCUACCAUUGAUUUUGACUUUAUUAGUUUUGUAAGCCUCUAUUUUAAUCUGCCUCAUCAUUCAAGCCGAAAUGCAUUGCUGUUUCACAGUAGAAAUAGGCAGAUAGUGGUACUUACUCAUGUGGGCUGAAAACAUACCUUACCACCAUUUCUUGUAGUUAUUAUUCUAAAGAAGACAUUUCAAAUUGUAUUAUAAACUCUUUUCGUGUAAUAACAUAACUUCAAAAUCAACAUUCAUUAUAUUUUAAAUCUUUGCUUAUAUUACCUACGUAUGAAGGUCUAUAUUUUUCAGUCAACAAAAUAUCAAUUUUUUAUUUAUUACAUUUAGAUUCUUAAGAUAGCAAAAAUGUGUGCGGAAAUUAAAAUUUGUUUAUGCAAUUCA